Molecule: messenger RNA, 2256 nt
Organism: Yarrowia lipolytica CLIB122
Lineage: Eukaryota; Fungi; Ascomycota; Dipodascomycetes; Dipodascales
Cellular component (GO): cytoplasm; nucleus
Molecular function (GO): protein-folding chaperone binding; protein folding chaperone
Source: RefSeq, a predicted model, not a curated record
AUGGACAUCAAAAAGUCGUUUCGUAAGAUGGCUCUGGUCUGGCACCCCGACAAAAAUCCACAUCGCAAAGACGAAGCCACCAAGAAGUUCCAGGACAUCAAUGAUGCCUACAACGUUUUGAAUGAUGCCAAAACCCGUCGAGAAGCUGAGGCCAAAUGGAGAACCGCUUCCAAAGCCUCGUCUACUGCCUACUACUCCUAUGGAAGUACGCCUACUAGCAGUUCCAGAGGAGGAGGAUGGACGUCUUCACAGCAUCAUUGGGACGACUCGUUCUCCGACUUUGGCGGGGCCAGCGGUUGGGCCUACUCUGGCUUUUAUGGAGCCUAUGGACGCCCGCAGCAGCAGCAGCAGCAAAGCAGAUCUUCUAAAUCGUCCAGAUCAAAGAGCAGUGCCUAUAACUACUACGCCCAGAGAGACAACAGCAACAGGUACGCUUAUGACAGCACUCCCAGCGGAAGCGGCAGCAACAAAUUUAAGACCAAGACCAAACCUCGACCCAAGACUGAAACGAAACCCAAGCCCGAACCGCGAGCUGAAACGAAGCCCAGGCCCACACCUAAGCAGGAAACCAAGCCGAAACCGUCACAGUUUGAAGAGGCUUAUUCGACACCUCCGCAGUUCAAAUCGACAGCUGGCGACCCAAGCUUCACACGAAAGACAGGCUACAGUUACACAUCUGGGGAACGAUAUAGACCCGGAGAUACCCCCAAUGUUAAGCCGCCUGUUUACGAACAGCAGCAGCAGCAGCAGCAGGAGAAGGAUACGACUGGAACUGAAGCACCGUUCAACUUUGAGCGACAACGAGCACCUCAUAGCAGUUCUGGGAAGGGAGAGAAGUUCAAGAUGUACGACGAGCCCCCGCCUAAGAACAAACCGACUUCAGGCUCUUUCAACUUCACCAUGCCUGAUAUGAAGACCAGUGAGCCUUCUCCUGCGAGCAAAUCGUUCCGAGAAGACCAUAGCUUUUUGUUUGGACAGGAUCAGGAAGAAGAGUCUGAAGAAGAAAGUGAUUUCUCUGAGAAUGACCUUCCUGAUCCCAACUACAAGCAGACUCGUAACCCGUUUGGAUUCAAUAGCACGUUUGUUGAUUUGACCGGAACGGACGACGAAGUGGAAGAGCUGUCUCCUGACGAGUACCGUGAGAUUGCUAGAGAAGCACAGCGACGUAAGGAUCAGGAGAGACGUGAAGAACUCAUCAAUGAGAGCAAGGCAAAGUCUCAGAGAGCCCGAGACAUGUUCGGGGAGGAAACCAGCAGUAGUGAUGAUCUGGAUGCCCAUGCUCAGGAUGUCUCUUCAUCGUCUGAUUCUGAUAUUGAUACCAGUAUGUUUGAAGGUAAUGAUCAGCAUGAAGCUGCUCAGGGCAACAUAUUUGGAGCCAGUCUGUUCGACUCUACACCAUUUGAAAAGGACGUGCUGAGUUCCAUGUUCAACUUCAAUCUUGGUAGUGACAGUCCUCAAGCUAAACCUCGGCGAAGGCCUGUGGCUGCUCAUCGACGUCGAAAACCUCCGACCUCUCGAACUUAUACCAGAAGCAGACAGCCGUACAUGGAGGAGACUUCUGAUUCCGAUCAUGCCUCCAGAACGCCCUUCACUCCUCGAAACGCAGAAGAAGCUCCUCCGUCGAAGAAGGUGAGCCCAGAUUUCAAACAAAAUCCCCUGUUUGAUAUCAACAACAUCCACCCGUUUAACGAGACCAACGGCAACUUUGGUAUGGACGAAAUCCGAAACAACAUUGAUCAGAUGGGUGGGGACAAGGUGAAAACUGAGAAGGGGGGACCUAUUGGGGAAGACAACAACAGCACUGGUCGGUUCAGACGGUCUAAAAACACAACCAGUGAGCCCGUCAACACCAACACCUCGUCAGCCUUCAGACCCCAGGGUGCCUCGCCUUACACAAAGCUCAAUAUUGAUCUUGCUACCGACAACGCUCAAUUCAUUGAUCCCCCCCUGCCUCCCAGUUUCAGCUACAAUUCAGGAGAAGAUGCAGAUACCGCAUUGGCUCGGUAUCUCAGGGAGUUCAACCAGUACCAGAAAAACAUGGAUAAGUUCUACUUGCAAUGCAUCGAGUAUCGAAAGGCACGAAUGGAGGCCAAUGAGGCUCACAAGAACAUCCUCAAUUCUACGUCCACCUACAGAAAGGCUAAUAUGGAGGCUCGUGAAAUCGACGCGUUGGUGUUGGAAAAGGAGUACUCGGCCACCAGAAAGCAUGCCGAGGCUCUGGAGCAUUACGAUGCCAUUAGCAACGAGCUGAGAUGA